Molecule: messenger RNA, 2601 nt
Organism: Volvox carteri f. nagariensis
Lineage: Eukaryota; Viridiplantae; Chlorophyta; Chlorophyceae; Chlamydomonadales; Volvocaceae
Exons: 6
Coding region: 1-2601 (866 amino acids)
Biological process (GO): protein phosphorylation
Molecular function (GO): protein kinase activity; ATP binding
Source: RefSeq, a predicted model, not a curated record
AUGUUUGCGCCGGGGGUCCUGGUCUUCCCUUGUUCUGGUCUGUUCAUCGCCUCACCCCCACAAUCCCCCUGUUUCCACCUUAUUGGCAGGUUCCUACCUGGCUGCUUUGCCGUACUCGAACUGCCCCCCAGCUUUCCCGGCCUGCUCCCCGGGUAUACGUCCCCCGCACCGGCCCUGGUCCUGGAGCUCCUGGAGCGCGGGUCUCUGUCCGGACUUCUGCGUACACAGGCGAUAAGGCCAUGGAAAUUCAUGUAUGACGAUGUUACGGCACUGACGUGGAGUAUUCAAGUUGCGAGCGCGCUGGCGCACCUGCACGGACUCAGCCCCGCUGUUAUUCACCGGGAUGUGAAACUGGAAAACGUUCUCCUGAAGGCCGAGUCGGAUGGAGAUGGAGCCACGGCACAGAUGGCAAAGCUUGUGGACCUCGGGCUUCACGUGGUUCCCGCGCAUCUUCCGGAUCAGCAUCGCCAACAACAUCUCUUCCGCGCCUCCAGGAUCUCCCGCAACUCGGCGGCAUCGCCCUUCACAAGCACUUCCGUUCCCCCGGGCGGGGGCGAAAUGAGGCCUUUCUCUGCAGCUUUUGAGAGCGUUACAUACUCCGGAGGCGGCUGCAGUUACGGCGAUGAUGACAGUAGUCGCAGCUCCAGCAGCGCUCCCGGGCCCUUUUUCGCGCGGCUUGCAGGAUCCAAUCGUUUGAUGCCGGUGGAUCCUAAAUCCCCAGGGCUCCGAAACCGCAACGCCGAGCUGCUUUUCUUAGAUGAUGGGAAGGCAGACCCCAUGGUUCCGCAGAAAUCAUCAUGGUCUAUACGCGUUAAAGAUGGGGGGAGGCUCAGUAGGGACGGCGACACCGGCUGCGCUGGUUGCCGCAGUAGCAGUUGCAGCAGCAGCAGCAUCGUUCUCCCCUUAGCGCCGUUUGAACUCAGCGGCCUGUCAGUACCGCUGCGCAACCCGACUUGUAAAGAUCGUGUGGUUUUGCUCGCGUCGGUUUCGGAGGCAGCGGCGGCGGCCGCGGCGGAUGGUGGUGAUUGUAGAUUAGCGGAAGUGGUGGCGGCGGCGGCGGCGGAUGGUGGUGAUUGUAGAUUAGCGGAAGUGGUGGCGGCGGCGGCGGCGGCGGCGGAUGGUGGUGAUUGUAGAUUAGCGGAAGUGGUGGCGGCGGCGGCGGCGGCGGCGGAAGGCAGCGGAGCUUCGCGCCGUGUGUUGGCUCCGUCACCGUCACCAACGUCAUCACCCCGACCAACAGUGCAGGACGCGGAACAGCCGUCAGGACGCAGCGUAGAGGGGGAGGACGACGACUGUGAAGGCGGCGCGUCCCCGGUACGACAGUUGUCACAGUUCGAUGAAGGAGAAGAUCUUCCGCAGGUUCCGCCGCCGCCGCCGCGGCCACCGCCGCCGCUGGCCCUGCCCCAGUCGUCGCCGCCCCGCCGCCCCGCCGCAUCCACUGCAGCCGCCGUCAUCACCGCCACCUGCGCCACCCCGAACUGGUCCUCGGGCGACAGGGGCAGUGUCGCCGUACUUUUGGAUCCAAGCCGCAUGGACAGCACCGGGCAGCUAUCUGACGCGGCGGCAGCGGCAGCUCCGACGAAGGCGGCGGCGGCGGCAGUGGUGUCUAGCUGCGUCACCUUGAUUGUGAAUUCGGGGGCGGCUGCGCUGUCGGAUCCGCCCCCGCCUCCGCCACCGCCUCCGCCACCGCCACCGGGCUCUCGGAUGGACGGCGUCGACGCCAAAGGCGGCGGCGGAAGUGGUGGCGAAGAUCCUGGACCUGCCGGGAUCAGCAGAGGCUGCUCGGCGGAAGUGGUGACGGCGGUGUCGGCGGCGGACGGCGGCGGCGGUGACGGCGGCGGUGGGGGGGAAACUAACCUGCAGUCGCCGGUGUGUGAACAACGGUCGCCGCUCACUUCCGUGCCGUCAGCUGUCCCGCCGGGCAGUAACGUAACGUUGCUACAGCCGCCGCCGCAGCCGCCGCCUCCAUCGGCAGCCAACGCCACCGCCGCCCAGGCGAGGCUCCUGCCGUACGAGCCCUCUGUACUGUACGAGUCAGUGUACCGCCUGACGGGAGUGACGGGCUCACACAUGUCAAUGGCGCCCGAGGUGUUCCAGGGUUUGCCGUACAAUGAAAAGGCUGACGUGUUCAGUUUCGGUGUACUGCUGUACGAGCUGUUCAGUCGCUCCAUGUUGAUGGUGACGCACCUCAAAACCCGCGUGACGGGGCUGUCCAGGCCGCUGCUGCAGCCCAGGGAGUACGCGGAGGCGGUGUCCGAGGGCUACCGUCCCUCCCGCCCCUCCGCCAUCCCCCGCCCCGUGUGGGGCCUUAUCUGCGCAUGCUGGGAUCAGGACCCCGUCCUACGACCCGCCAUUAAGGAGGUGGUGGCGCAGCUUGAGGCCAUAAAAAAGGAGCUUGAGCGAGCCGGAGGCGGCGGUGGUGGCGGCGGCGGCGGUACCGGCGGUAGUGUUGUACGGCUGGGCGGCGGCAGGGCCAUUGCCGGCCGGGGCGGCAACGGCAACGGCAACAGCGGUAUCGGCCGGAGCCCUCGAGUCCAGAUGAACACAGCGCCGUCGCCGUCGCCGUCCCGAGGCUGCCCGGAUUGCUGUGUGAUAAGUUGA